Centropristis striata (black sea bass) is the source of this 7785-nucleotide messenger RNA. It is a transcript of the gene neurl4, whose product is annotated as neuralized E3 ubiquitin protein ligase 4. The coding region runs from base 202 to 5043 and encodes 1613 amino acids. The record is from RefSeq and is a predicted model, not a curated record. The transcript is spliced from 29 exons. Gene Ontology annotation, molecular function: ubiquitin protein ligase activity. NCBI's taxonomy places the organism in Eukaryota, Metazoa, Chordata, Actinopteri, Perciformes, Serranidae.
AAAGCCAAAUAGUAUAUAAUAAAAGUAUAUAAUUAUAUUAAGUGCUUUUAUGCAUUGCAGACAUGGGCGCGGUGUUAUGGUCAUAAUAGCCUCCAUACAGUUUAUGGGUGCAGUUCAGUGGUAUCGAUUGCAGUAAUCUACCGGCUGCCAUAGCUACUGUCGCAAAGCCCGACUGUCGUGAAUACUGGCCGCCCACUGAAGAUGGCGGCGGAGCUGCAUCCGCGGAGCGGAAAGCUGAUCGGCCUGUCCAACUCGAACCGAACCGCCCGGCGCAACCAGCCCGUCCAGGAGUUCAACCACGGCUUGGUGCUUAGUAAGGAGCCGCUGAGGGACCGGGAUGUCUUCACCGUCCGCAUUGACAAGAAGGUGAACUCGUGGAGCGGUUCCAUAGAGAUCGGCGUGACGGCCCUGGACCCCGCCGCGCUGGACUUCCCCAGCAGCGCCACAGGCCUGAAGGGCGGCUCCUGGAUCGUGUCGGGCUGCUCGGUGCUACGUGACGGCCGCUCGGUCCUGGAGGAGUACGGCCGAGACCUGGACCAGCUCGCCGAGGGCGACCGGGUGGGCAUUCAGCGCAGCUCCCGCGGGGAGCUCCACCUCUGGGUGAACGGGCAGGACUGUGGCUCGGCCGCUAGCGGCCUGCCGCCCAAACUCUGGGCGGUGGUGGACCUGUACGGCAAGUGCACUCAAGUGACGGUGGUGAGCUGUGAGCCGCCGCCGCCCUCCACGGAGAAAGAGACAAUAGAGCGGGACGAGGAGGUGGACGAUGUGGAGGAGGAGGAGGAGGAAGAGGUGGUGGUGCGUGGGGGUCGGGAGGACGCGGGGAUCACGGCACUGAUGAAUGUGGCAGCAAUGAAUGGAAUGAUGAAUGGAGAUGAAGUGCCUGAGCUAAGCUGCAGUCACAGCAGACCAGACAAGUUCCCCAACAACCUGGAGCCUGACACGGUUCUAACGGAGCACCAGCUCUUUGACGUGUUCAACAACGCAAUAGUAUCUUUUUAUCGCUCAGAGGACGAGGGCGGAGGGGAAGAUGGCGGCGGCGGAGGAGGAUCGGGAGGCGGCGGUGGAGGCGGAGGAGGAGGAGGAAACUCAGGAUCUGACUCCUCUUCCAGAAAUGACAGGGGGAGCAGCAGCGGAGGAGGUGCAGUCAACAGCGACAGUGGAACAGGGACAACAGGAGGAGGAGGAGGGACAGGAGAAAGUGGAAAUACUAAUAAUAGUCCUGCUGGUAACGGAGGUGUCGGGCAGACGGCUGUGACGGGCGCCAUGACUACCAACGACGCGCUUCUCUUCCACGAGAAAUGUGGCACACUGAUCAAACUGAGCAACAACAACAAGACGGCGGAGCGGAGGAGACCGCUGGACGAGUUCAACAACGGCGUGGUGAUGACCAACCGGCCGCUCCGACACAACGAGAUGUUUGAGAUCCGUAUUGAUAAGCUGGUGGACAAGUGGUCAGGCUCAAUAGAGAUUGGUGUGACCACGCACAAUCCCAACAACCUGGACUAUCCUGCAACUAUGACCAAUCUGCGCUCAGGUACAAUCAUGAUGAGUGGCUGUGGGAUACUGACAAACGGGAAAGGAACCCGCAGGGAAUACUGUGAAUUCAGCCUCGAUGAACUUCAGGAGGGAGAUCACAUCGGGUUGAUGCGUAAAGCCAGUGGAGCUCUCCAUUUCUACAUCAAUGGCAUCGACCAAGGCGUUGCAGCAGCCCAGACCCCCGGCGUGGUCUACGGCGUGGUGGACCUCUACGGCAUGGCCGUUAAAGUCACCAUAGUCCACAAUCACAACCACAGCGAUCGCCUCAGACGCAACAACGCCAUCAUGAGGGCUCUGUCGCCCGACGUGGGCCGGCCCAGGCCCGCUCUCUCCCUCACCCCAGACUCAGAGGGGCCCGACCGGCUGCUCUUCCACCCAAACUGUGGCCAGAAGGCCGCCAUCAUCAGUGACGGCAGGACGGCGCUGCGACCACACGCCACUGAUGACUUCAACCACGGCGUGGUGCUGAGCAGCCGGCCGCUGCGCUCCAACGAGGUGUUCCAGGUUCGUAUCGAUAAGAUGGUGGAUAAGUGGGCGGGUUCCAUCGAAAUCGGUGUCACAACGCACAACCCUGCAUACCUGCAGCUGCCCUCCACCAUGACCAACCUGCGCUCAGGGACGUGGAUGAUGACGGGGAACGGUGUAAUGCACAACGGAACAACAAUACUGGACGAGUACGGACACAACCUGGACCGGCUCAAGGCGGGGGACACAGUAGGCGUGGUGCGGAAAGAAGACGGCAGCCUCCACUUCUUUGUGAACGGCGUGGCUCAGGGCCCGGCGGCCUGGAACGUCCCUCCCAGCGUCUACGCCGUGGUCGACCUCUAUGGACAGGCUGCUCAGGCCACCAUCAUGGACGACAUGGUGGACCUCCUGCCUCUCCCAGAGGACAGCUCAGACGGGCCCACGGCCAUGUCCCCGGGGAGCCCCUGCUCCGUGGGAGGGGCCAUCACCACCAACGACCUGCGUUUCCACCAUCUCCACGGCACCAACGCUGUCAUCACCAACGGGGGGCGCACCGCCCUGCGUCAGAACUGCCGCAGCGAGUUCAACGAUGCUAUAGUCAUUUCCAACAGGUGCCUUCGAGAUGGAGAGCUGUUUGAAAUCAUUAUUCAGAAGAUGGUGGACCGCUGGUCGGGUUCAAUAGAAGCAGAUUUUCUCCUCCCCCCUCUGUGUCCAGGAGUGACGGCCAUCAGGCCCGAUGAGCUCGAGUUUCCCAACACCAUGACCGACAUCGACUACGACACCUGGAUGCUCAGUGGAACGGCCAUCAUGCAGGAUGGAAACACGAUGAGGAACAACUACGGCUGUGACCUGGACUCUCUGACCACGGGAUCACGGAUCGGCAUGAUGCGCUCCGCCACCGGAGACCUCCAUUAUUACAUCAACGGUGUGGAUCAAGGUGUCGCCUGCACCGGCCUGCCACCAGAGGUGUACGCAGUGAUCGACCUGUACGGUCAGUGUGUUCAGGUGUCCAUCACCAGCUCCUCCGGCCCGCUGGACAACAGCCUCUGUACCAGCAACAUCACAGAGAAGAGCUUCCCCAUCCACUCUCCAGUAGCAGGCGUGGCCCAUCGGCUCCACAGUAAACACGGUAAGAACGUGGUGCUGCUCGGCGACGGUUGCCAAGGCGUCAGAGUCGGAGGUUACGCUCACGGCAUCGUGUUCAGCGCCAAGGAACUCAAAGCAGACGAGCUGUUUGAGGUGAGGAUUGAUGAGGUGGAUGAGCAGUGGUGCGGAUCGCUGCACAUCGGUCUGACCACUCUGGCUCCUCCAGAGCUGCCGUCCUGCCCGCUGUCGGGCCUCUCCCCCUCCCUCCCGCAGCUCCGCACCAAGGUCACCUGGCUGCUCUGCGGCUCCGAGGUCCGUCGCAACGGCGUGCUGCAGCGUCAGAACUACGGCUGCUCACUGGACCGGCUGACGGUCGGGAACCGUGUUGGUGUGAAGAAGUGCAGUGACGACACAAUGCACAUCUUCAUCGAUGGAGAAGACAUGGGACCUGCUGCCACUGCAGUAGCCAAGAACGUCUAUGCGGUCCUGGACCUGUACGGGCGGAUAACGGCGGUGUCCAUCGUGAGCUCGUCGCUGAUGGAGGACCUGGAGAGCGUGAAGGCGCCAUCGCUCUCCUCAGACAGCUGCAGCGAAGGAGAGGAGGACAGCACUCCUGUCAGAGAGGUGGAGACGGAGCCGUGUGUGCUGGUGCCGACCAUCAUGGCGUUCCUGGAGAACCACGGCAAGAACAUCCAGCUGUCCAACCAGAACCUGACAGCAGCCAGAGUGUCCAGCUACAACCAGGGCCUGCUGGUCACCGCCCAGCCGCUGGCCCGCCAGCAGCUGCUGCAGUUUCAGAUCGACCGUCUGAACCCGUCAUGGACGUCGUCGCUGUCUCUAGGGGUCAUAGGUCAUUCCCCCGACCGGCUCAACUUCCCCUCCACAGCGUGCUGUCUGAAACGCUCCGCCUGGCUGCUGCAGAGAGACUCCGUCUUCCACAACUCCUUAAAGAUAUGUGAGAACUAUGGUCCUAAUCUGGACACUUGUCCUGAGGGGACGGUGUUGGGUCUGCUGGUGGACGCCAACAGUUGUCUCCACCUCUACGUCAACGGCAUGGACCAGGGCGUGGCAGCGCAGGACAUCCCUUCACCCUGCUACCCCUUCAUAGACCUCUACGGCCAGUGUGAACAGGUUACCAUAGUAACAAACAACGUGCCAGCUGUGGGCGGAGAGAGUGGCGAGACCCGUUGUCAGGGUGACAUGGAGAAGGCGGACAUGGUUGACGGAAUCAAAGAGAGUGUGUGCUGGACGCCGCCUCCGGAGGUCAACCCCAACAAGACCUGUGAGUACCAGGCGCUGUGCUCACGCUUCAAGGACCUGCUCACCUUACCAGAUGGAUAUUUUAAUGAAGACGUAAAGUACAACCUGUGCUACUGUGAGUCGUGCCACAAACUUCGGGGGGACGAGGCUUAUUACAAGAGAGGAGAGCCGCCCCGGGACUACGCCCUGCCCUUCGGAUGGUGCCGAUUCGGCCUCAGGAUCAAGCCCCACUGUGAGGUUUCUAAUGCACUGAAGAAGUGGCACAUCGCGUACCACGGCACCAGUGUAGGAGCCCUGCGGCGCACGCUGGACCACAGCCAGCUGCUGGCUGGGACGUCGUCCAUCUUCUCGGUGUCCCCGGUGAAGGCGGAGGGGCCUAAUGGCUACAGUGAGCCAGAGGAGAACAGCGCCCCCGGCAGGGAGGUCCCCAGAGUGCGGCUUUCACCCACUAUGCGCUACUCCGGCAUGGAGAUCUUUGCCCCUAAAGUGCAAUUUCGGGACCCCCGCUCCCACCGCAGCCACCAGGCUCAGGUGGGAUUCCAGGUGUGUGUGCGUCCAGGCUCCUACAAAGUGGGACCGCAGACGCUGGGCCACAGCGAGCCCCUGGACCCUCGCUUCAGCAACUCAGAGAUCGAGUGGAUCACGAAGGAGCAGGGCGGGACGCUCCUCUACGGACUCCUCAUCCGGGUGGAGUGAAGGCAGAGAGAGAGAGAGAGGCACCGGGGGAGGCGGGGCGGGCCCGGGCAGCGCUCCUCCUACUUUUGAUAAACUGACAACCAAAUCCAACCCCUGCCUUGAGCGAGAGACUCCUCUGGAAUCCAGCUGUUCCAACUGUGGAUUGUUGACAAUUCAGCAUUAUUGAUUAGUUUUGUUUAUUUUAUUGUUUUUUUUUUUUUUUUUGGUUGUUUGCUCUUGGACUCUUUUAAUGGCCGGGGGCUACGGCGGUUUCAAAGAAGAACAGACACUGCCUGCACUUUAUGUUCCAGACACUCGUGGGCGAUUUUUAAACUUACUUGUCAUCGACUCAACACGUUUGUUCAUUUUACAGUCAAGGUGUUUUUUUGCCACCUUUUCAUUCACAUGCUUCCCCGACAUGUUUUUUUUUCUUCCAACUACACAAACAGCAAUGUUUUGGUUUACCUUUUGGCACUUAUUUAACACUUCUCACCUCUGCUCUGGUCAGUGUUUUUUUUUCAUUUGGGAGGAGCUGUCCCCUGCCAACCUGCACGUUAACGGACCGUCACCUAAAAAGACUGAAAAAUGUGUCAAAAAAAACAAAAGAAGAGUGACAAUGUUUUCACAGAAAUAUAAAAAAAAAACAGAAAGACACUUGAAUCUGAGAAUGAACCCAAGAGUGUCUUGUGAUUGUGACUUCUUUAGGGGAGGAAGAUUUUAAAACUGGAGGAAGAAAAAAUGUUUACACAUGUACAACUGUAUGUUGCCGUUUUCUCCGUGUCUCCACAUUCGCAGUUCGGCUACUUUUUAUCAGUCCUGUUUGUGUUUCUGUUGUGGCCCAGAAUCACAACUCUUGUCUUGUCAAAUGGAAAACAUUCACAGGGUUUGAACUGUGAAAGAAACUGGAAAGUUUGGAAGAAAAAAAUGGACUUUUGGAAAUCUAAAAGUUGUGUAUUGAGAUAAUGAAUGACAAAGAAUCCAUUACGAUUAAUGAUCAAAAUCAAAACUUCUAGACUUUAUAGGUUUUAAUACAGAAAAAGGGGAAACAUUUUGUGAAAUGUGCUUAUUGGCUUUCUUGCAGAGUAUAAUAGCAGUGGUGCCACUCUCACGUGUCUAUUUACUCCUCUAAAGCUCACUAACUAAUAUGUUUUAUCGCCUUUAUUUAUUUAUUUACAAAAAAACGUACAAGAAACUUUGCCAUUUUAGCCGCACUAAUCCUUGGCUAGGCACCAGCGAAAACCCAAGUAAUUCAUUGGCACAUAACCCCCUGUAAAACAGUGAAUUAAAGUUUUCACACUUUGAUUUUUGUACAGCUUAUAAACACAUUAUGUAAUGUGUUAGUGAGCUUUAGGAUAAACAUGCAGCUGUAGCCUCAUGGAAGCAAACAGACACGUAAGCGGUUCUUAUCUAGUAAAGAAAGCCCAUAAUGCCGUACUCUUAAAACAAAAAGGGUAGGUGAAUGAAGCCUAAAGAUAAAAAUGGUUUUCCACAUCACUCCCACUGUCUCAUCGUUGACUCCAGAUCCACUCAGCCUCCACUCUGAUCAGCCGUGUCUCACUCCGAUCGGUCGUGUCUCACUCCGAUCAGCGGUGUCUCACUCCGAUCAGCGGUGUCUCACUCUGAUCAGAUCAGUCGUGUCUCACUCUGAUCAGAUCAGUCGUGUCUCACUCUGAUCAGAUCAGUCGUGUCUCACUCUGAUCAGAUCAGUCGUGUCUCACUGAUCAGAUCAGUCAUGUCUCACUCUGAUCAGAUCAGUCGUGUCUCACUCUGAUCAGAUCAGUCGUGUCUCACUCUGAUCAGAUCAGUCGUGUCUCACUCCGAUCGGCCGUGUCUCACUCCGAUUAGCGAUGUCUCACACCGAUCAGUCGUGUCUCACUCUGAUCAGAUCAGUCGUGUCUCACUCCGAUCGGCCGUGUCUCACUCCGAUCGGCCGUGUCUCACUCCGAUCGGUCGUGUCUCACUCCGAUCAGCGGUGUCUCACUCCGAUUAGCGGUGUCUCACUCCGAUCGGUCGUGUCUCACUCCGAUCAGCGGUGUCUCACUCCGAUUAGCGAUGUCUCACACCGAUCAGUCGUGUCUCACUCUGAUCAGAUCAGUCGUGUCUCACUCCGAUCGGUCGUGUCUCACUCCGAUCGGUCGUGUCUCACUCUGUUUACCUGGCAGGACCUCCAGAGCCAACAACGUGUAGUUUCUAGAUCAGCAGACCGACGCUGAUGUUUACAUGUGAAUGUUCUUCAUUAGGGCUCUGCAGUUCUUUUUUAUUUUAUCUAACAUCAAUGAUUUACAUUUGUCAAAUGUUUAUACAAGGGUUUAUUUAAUCCCAAACAUCCACGUAAUGAUUGAUUGUAUGUGAACAGUUUCCAAAGCUUUUCUUUUUCACCGUUCUCAGUCCUGUUGCCAAUUUGAUAAAAACCUGCUGAAGAACAUAAAAACCCCAACUUUUUUCAAGGCACACUUGUGACUCGAAAAUUAUAAUUGAAGAAGCUCAGACACCUUCUACGAGCAGCUGUGAUCUGACUGACAGAAGAUCGACAUCGGGGCUUUGGCAGAAGGAAACACUUCCAAUCAAAAAAUGUGAAAAAAUAUUAUUAUUAUUAUUAUAUGGGUUAUUUAUGACCCAGUGCUGCUUUGUACAAUUUUAAUUUGUAUGGUUUUCUUUAUUUGUUUUCUGUAUGUUGCGUUGUACAGGCUGUUACAUAACAAAUCAUAUCUUCCUGAUUUAUAAAAAAUAAAAAUAAACUGACAGACAGUAUGCACAGAGAAA